AUCCUGGUGGUCUUUAGCAUUAUUACAAUGGGGAGACCAUUGUUUCCCAUUAACACUACUCCAAUCCUCUUAAAAGGAGAAUCCUAUCUGCACAUCAGCCUGGCUCAGGCACAUUUAUAGCUACAGGUCAUUUCUUUCCAGCUGACACAGAUAAAUGGUUGGACUCGGAACACCUGAGAAGCAACCCUACCAUCACCAAGUGAGCACACAAAGCUGUGGAGGUGAAUGCAGCCUGUAGAAGGAGGAAGAAUAAAUUAAAGGACAAAAUAUCAAAUAAAGGCACAAAACAGCAAGAAGCAAAAAAGAGGGAAAGCAACUAAGUGUUAAAAGGACGAUACAAGCAAAGGACUUUGGAUUUUCUUUUUGUUCCUUUUCUCUGCCUUCUGAUUUACGGAGCACAAUGGGACAGCAGUUCACCAAUGCGGAAGGGGAGCAAGCAGAGAUUGAUGUUGCUGAAUUGCAGGAAUGGUAUAAGAAAUUUGUGGUUGAAUGUCCCAGUGGGACUCUCUUCAUGCAUGAAUUCAAGAGGUUCUUUGGGGUCCAGGAUAACCGAGAAGCAGCAGAGUAUAUUGAAAACAUGUUCAGAGCUUUUGAUAAGAAUGGGGACAACACCAUUGAUUUUCUGGAGUAUGUGGCUGCCUUGAAUCUUGUUUUACGAGGAAAACUGGAACACAAGCUGAGGUGGACGUUCAAAGUGUAUGACAAGGAUGGGAAUGGCUGCAUAGACAAACCUGAGCUGCUAGAAAUUGUUGAGUCUAUCUACAAGCUGAAGAAAGUGUGUCGGUCAGAGGUGGAGGAGAGGACUCCGCUGCUCACGCCAGAGGAGGUUGUGGACAGGAUAUUUCAGUUAGUGGAUGAGAACGGAGACGGGCAGCUGUCCCUUGAUGAGUUCAUUGAUGGGGCCAGGAAAGACAAGUGGGUGAUGAAGAUGUUGCAGAUGGAUGUAAACCCCGGGGGAUGGAUCUCGGAGCAGAGGCGGAAGAGUGCUUUGUUUUAAGAGGACCCAGUCUGGACAUGACAGAAAGCGUGAUGCAGACUACAGCUGUGGCUCUCUUACUCCAGGGCGGUAGUGGCUUUCCUUGUUAAUGCAAUCUUAGCAUCCAAAUGAAAACUUCAGUGGUUUAAGAAGCCGUAUCUCAAUCUAAAACCCGUGCGCUGCAAGGACACCUGGUACCCAGAGACUAUUUUUGGCCCAUGAAUAAGUCUUCCUGUGUACACAACACCAUGUUUGCCAGCUCUGGCUUUUGGUUACACCCCAAGGAACAAACUUCUCGUGGCUAACUGCAGUGGAUCCUGUGCAGUAUCUAACACUGACGACAGAAUCAGGAAGUGAGAAAUCCUGAUGCUGUGGUACCAUCUCCAGCACAGAGUAGUGCCUGUGUCGUUAACAUCCGCAGGUACAGACAUCAAACCAAAAGGGACAAGAAUUGAGGUGCUCCGAUGGCAGACUUCAUGCAGUCAGGAAGUCUGUUCUGUAAUACGUACACUGUUUAGUAGAUUACUAAUAAUGUAUAAUUCUUGAACACUGUUGUAUCACUAUCAAAGGAGAAAUACAUUAUGAGGGUUUGCAUUAGAUAUAAGUUAAGAUUGCACACAGUAGAGGGAAAUACAAUGUAUGGGCUGGGCAGGUGGACCAGUAACUCCUUGUGUCUCCUGCUGUGGACCAGAGUCUGCUCCUUACGCCCACUCAAACAGGUUUCUGUGGGGCUGGAAAAAUGGCAUUUCCCUGCCAAGCAGCAGUAGGAACUGUACCUCUGAACAGCCACAUCUAGAGGACAGAUUUGCAUGAAUGUGAUCUGCUUUUUGAGGCCCUGUUUUUUACUGAAUCAUUGUUUUAAGAUAGUUUUCUCUGCUUUGUGAAAACUGGAACAAGCCAGGAGUACCUCCAGGAGUUUCCCUGCAGUGGGAGAAGUUCCCUGUGGAAUGAGGAUGCAGGAAGAGCUGGGUUUUACUCAGCAGUCUCACCACGAUGGCAGGGCUGGUGCUGCUUUGUCAGCAGGACCGUAGGAUGAAACCAGUGACAGAAAAAUCCAAGUGAGUUACUGAAGUAGUACAGUGGUUUUACACUGGACUUAAUUUAGCUAUGCUACAGAUAUAAAAUUUGUGCAGCUUGUAGGUUGAGCUUUACUGUUUAUACAGCUACCCCAUAUAUCUAUAUAAGUAUGUUUAUAUGGGAAGAAUUUGAGCUGACUAAUACUUUCAUUCACUUUCAUCGGAUUUAUUGGAUUUUUUACAAGAAAAUAUUUACCUGCAAAAUAACAUGAGCUUUUCUGUUUUAUUUGUCUUCCCUUGGGAUCACUGGGCCAAGUCAUGUCCGUGAAGAGAUUUGCAAUCCUUUUUUUUUUUUUUUGUGGCCUUUAAUCACAAGAGUUAUCUUUCGUUAGGUGAUCAUUUUGCUGGUUUUGUCAAUUUAACCAAUGUUUAAAUUCCAGACUAGGAGGAAGUAUUCAGGGUAGGGCACAAUCAGUGCUAGAGUUCAAAUGCAUAUACAUUUCCACUUCUAAAUAGCCUUUCUGAGAGUUCUCUGUAAAUACACUCGCUUGUGGCCUGUCUACUUAUCAGAGUAGAUUAGACUUCUAGAUUUUUUCUGCUGUUCAAAGCUCAUUCAAUUCAAUAGUUUAUCAGUCAAAGACCUGAAAGAAAAACCUUGCUUCCGGCUAACAUCAGGGCCUGGAAGAAAAGAUUUACUUUGCUGAUUUUUCAACUCAUGGGCCAAUGCUUUCACUGAUAGGUACAAAUCUCUAAUUCCCCAAGUUUUAGCAUGUCAAGCAAUGUAAUGCACUUCUCUUCUGCUUCUCACAACUUUUAGUUAUAUGGAGUUGCAUACUGUAGUUUUAUGUAAAUGUUUUGAAUUUCCAUUCUCUUCACCAGGCUCUGGAGGAGCUGUCGGGCACCUCCCACACCCGCAGUCCUGUGCCGGGGUGGUAGAGGGCAUCCUAACACUGAGCACUCGCGUGGCUGGUGGUAGAAAUUUUGUAAGAAUUUAAUAAAGGAUUAUUAAUUUGU
Messenger RNA from Anas platyrhynchos (mallard), 3006 nucleotides. RefSeq names its product guanylate cyclase activator 1B (gene GUCA1B). Gene Ontology annotation, biological process: visual perception. The record is from RefSeq and is a predicted model, not a curated record. Gene Ontology annotation, cellular component: photoreceptor inner segment; cone photoreceptor outer segment. Gene Ontology annotation, molecular function: calcium ion binding; calcium sensitive guanylate cyclase activator activity. Lineage: Eukaryota; Metazoa; Chordata; Aves; Anseriformes; Anatidae.